AUGGGGAGACCAAUGGAGAGCCUGAAUGGCGAGACCGCCCCCAUGCACACGUGCCGCACCCACGCACACUGUGUCCCCUGUCACAACAACAUCCUCAAGCAGAAAAACUCUCUGACAGAGGCGUUGAGUGCCAUCAGCGUGAGCACCGAGCUGGUAGAGCAGGAGUUGAAGCCUCAUCUGGACACCCUGCUGGCUGUGCUACUGGAGAAGAAGAAGGGUGCUGCUGAGGAGAUCGCCUCCAGUGGGAUCCUUCCCAUCUUAGCCCAGUCCCUCAGGGUGAAGAGUCCUCUCACCAACCAAGUGGCGUUGGUGGUGGCAGAAAUGGCCAGGGAAGCGGCGGUGAGGGACCCGUGCAUUGAUGCUGGGCUGGUGACGGUUCUGGUGCCCCUGCUGAACAGUGCAGACGAGGAGCUGCUGCUCCACACUGGCAGAGCCAUCGGACGAAUCUGCUUCGACAACACGGCCCAGCAGGAUCAGCUGGUGCAGUGUGGGGUGAUCCCCAGGCUGGUGGCCAUCAUGAGGGAGAACCUAGAGAACGACCCACUGGUCAACGUGUGUCUGCUGGCCCUCUGUAACCUGGCCGACAUGGGUGAGGAACACCAGAGGAACUUUAGUAUACUCUAG
Molecule: messenger RNA, 624 nt
Organism: Salvelinus namaycush (lake trout)
Lineage: Eukaryota; Metazoa; Chordata; Actinopteri; Salmoniformes; Salmonidae
Product: rap1 GTPase-GDP dissociation stimulator 1-like
Exons: 5
Coding region: 1-624 (207 amino acids)
Biological process (GO): positive regulation of GTPase activity
Cellular component (GO): cytosol
Molecular function (GO): guanyl-nucleotide exchange factor activity; protein binding
Source: RefSeq, a predicted model, not a curated record